UUAAAUGAAGAGAAACGUACGUGUCUCGGAAAGAAAGCUAAACGGCGUCGUUUGGCGUAGUCCGAAACUCCAAAAUCGAAACCCUGUAUGAACCUGAAGUGUCUGGGGAAGCCUGGGAGGUAUUUGAGAAAACGUUGAAGAGAAAAAUGGGAAUAGCAUGGUUGCAGUUGCAGAGAAUCAUCACCACUCCUUGUUCUUCUUCUAGAUUCUUCUCCAAAUCAUCACCCUAUGUUGUGAAGGUUGGAAUACCCGAGUUUCUAAAUGGAAUUGGGAAAGGGGUUGAGUCCCACGUUCCUAAGCUCGAAUCCGAAAUCGGAGAUUUCCAGAACCUUCUUGUCACUCGCACCCUCAAGCUCAAGAAGCUCGGUAUUCCUUGCAAACAUAGGAAGUUAAUAUUGAAAUACACACACAAGUACAGGUUGGGAUUAUGGAGGCCACGUGUUGAGUCCAUCAAAGCUUGAUUGGUUUCUAACCAAUACGUAGUCACUGUUUGUUAGGUCAUAUUUCAAAUGUUUAGCAGCAGCAGCAGAAUGCAAUGCUCCACUUUACGAUGCUUUCAUAUGGUUAAGCAGUUAAGCAGGCUGCGGUUAAAUCCAAAGAUUCUAUUGCAAUCUAUUGCAGUCUGACAUUAAUUGAUGAACAAUUGAUUCAGUACUAUGUGCAGCAUGAUAGAACUAGGUAUUAUUAAUAAGGUAUUAUUAAUAAGGAUAUGUUCUUAGCUAUAUAAGCCAUCAAAUCUUCUAAUUGAAAGUUGAUUAUGGAUC
Molecule: messenger RNA, 764 nt
Organism: Vigna unguiculata (cowpea)
Lineage: Eukaryota; Viridiplantae; Streptophyta; Magnoliopsida; Fabales; Fabaceae
Source: RefSeq, a predicted model, not a curated record